Papaver somniferum (opium poppy) is the source of this 1446-nucleotide messenger RNA. RefSeq lists its product as uncharacterized. Lineage: Eukaryota; Viridiplantae; Streptophyta; Magnoliopsida; Ranunculales; Papaveraceae. The coding region runs from base 1 to 1446 and encodes 481 amino acids. The transcript is spliced from 2 exons. The record is from RefSeq and is a predicted model, not a curated record.
AUGGCUCGUGCAAUGAUGCAUCUUUGUGUUGCAUCUGUUAUGGUCUUGUUGGCCAUGGGGUUUACGGCAGAGGCAUCCAGAUAUCCACCCGGACUCGAUAAUCCAAGCCAAGCUACUUGCAAGAACAAGCAGUACAAGGAAUGUUACAACUUGCCUCAUGUUUGUCCUAAGUUUUGCGGCGACAGUGGUUGCCAUGUCAAUUGUGUUUCAUGUAAACCUGUUUGUGGCCCUGAUAACGGGUCAUCAUCUGAAUCUGGUACACCUCCUGUUGCUACACCACCUUCAGAGCCAACUCCAUCACCUCCGGUAUAUCCUACACCACCUAACGAGCCUACUCCAUCACCUCCGGUGUAUCCUACACCACCUUCCGAGCCAACUCCAUCACCUCCGGUGAAUCCUACACCACCUAACGAACCUACUCCCUCACCUCCAGUGUACCCUUCACCACCUACUGAGCCAACUCCUUCACCUCCCGUGUCUCCUACACCACCUUCCACUCCUACUCCUACCCCAACAACUCCAUCCGUUCCACCUAGUUCUGAGGUUUCAGCAAAGAGACGAUCUAGGUGCAGAAACCCAAAAUACGGGAAGUGUUACAAUGUUGAACAUGUUUGUCCUGCUGCCUGCCCAAUUGGAUGUGUAGUCGAUUGUGUCACCUGCAAACCCAUGUGCAGCUGUGAUCAACCAGGAGCUGUUUGCCAAGAUCCAAGAUUUAUAGGUGGUGAUGGGAUCACUUUCUACUUCCACGGGAAACAAAACCGCGACUUUUGUCUUCUCUCCGACUCAAACCUCCACAUAAAUGCCCACUUCAUUGGUAAAAGAAACAAAAACUUGAAGAGAGACUUCACUUGGGUUCAAGCCAUCGGUAUCCUCUUCGGUGACCACCAAAUCUAUGUUGGCGCUCGAAAGAUAGCUGUUUGGGAUGACAAUGUCGACCGUCUAGGACUCACUUUCGACGGACAACCCAUCUACUUGCCUGAAUCAGAAGGUGCACAAUGGCAAUCUGAAGUUGCACCAACUGUCACUGUAACAAGAUCAAGCACAACCAACAAAAUCAUUGUUGAAGUAGAAGGAAACUUCAAAAUAACUGCUAAUGUCGUACCUAUUACCGAAGAAGAAUCCACAGUUCACAACUACGGAAUAGCUAAAGAUAAUUGCUUUGCUCAUCUUGACCUCGGCUUCAAAUUUUAUUCACUUGGUGAGAACGUAAAUGGAGUUUUGGGACAGACUUAUGCUAACAACUACGUGAGUAAAGUAAACAUGGGAGCAUCAAUGUCUGUCAUUGGUGGAGAAGAUAAGUUUAUCACUUCAAAUGUUUUCGCAAAGGAUUGUGCUGUUGCUAGAUUCACCGGGUCUGCCUCUUCUAGCAGUGGAUCUUCUUCAGAGUAUGCUAGCCUAACUUGUGGCAGUGGAAUUAAUGGACGUGGUGUUGUCUGCAAGAAAUAG